AUUCUUCUGACACUGUUAGCGGUGGCCGCCCUCGCGGAAGCUACCUUCGAUAUAAAAUCGUUGCUGGGGGGACUGCACCACAAAAAGCCGGAAGCAAUCCAUGUCACGCUCCAUAAGGCUCUACCACCACCUCCUCCACCACCGCCACCACCAGUCCAUCAUGUAGCCUCGUACUACCGGCACCCAGUCGCACCACCACCACCGCCUCCAGCACCCGUUCACUUGGUUCCUCACUACAGUCAACCUGCCCCACCUCCACCACCACCACCACCUGCAGCACCUCAGCAAAUUGUACGAGUGAUUCAACCGAUCGUUUACUACAGACAACCCGCCGCACCAGCACCGGCUCCAGUACCGAUCGCUGCUCCAGCACCAAUUCCGGAUUCCUACUAUCGUAAGCCGGUUGCACCAGUUGCACCGGUUGCACCGAUUGCACCCGUAGUUGUUGAAGCACCCGAGUUCACCAUUGAACCCUCGAAAUCGUUUGACUUCUCAUACGCCGACGCUGGUGCAUCAGCGAUCGCUAACGCUGGCGCCGUUGUCCAGGCUCCGAAAGUGGAAACCGGAAGCAGUGCAUUCGCAAGCGCCAGCGCUAGUUUCAGUGCCAGCUCUUCUGCAAGCGCUAGUUCAUCCUUCGAAACCUACAAAUCUGAGGGACACUACUACGCCCUGCCCGAGGAAAAGAUCACCCUCGAUCAACCCGUGGCUCCGGUUCAGUUCGAUAAUCGCGUAAAUGUGGUUCCGGAAGCACCGACCAUCACCAGCUUCCUAGCUGCCAGCAAAGAUGAUGCCUCGGCUGUUGCCGUGAGCAACGCUGUUGCCGAAGUAGCGCAGGAAGAGGUUCCCGUGGAAAUUCGGGUGGACAAUCCCGUCGAAGAGAUCCCCGCUAUUGCCGAUGCACCGAUAAUCGUUGAGGAAAUUGUUACAGAAGCACCCACAACCACGACAACGACGACCACAACCGAAGCACCCACAACAACCACCACGACCACAACGACUACAACUCCUCGUCCAGCUCCACCACCAGCUCCGCAAAUCUUCCUCGACGAGGCGCAGAUCACCCAGGAGAUCCUGAAGCAAGCUCUACCCACCGUCAUUAGCCAGGUAUCACCGCACAUCAUCCAGCAGGCCAUCCCGUUGGUCGUCGAUCGUGCCCUACCUCAGGUUGUGUACCAGGUUAACCCUACCGUGGCCAGUCAACAAAACGCCCAACCCGUCCAGAUCGUUACCCCACUGAACGUCAACGCCCAGCGUCAAGACGAAAAGGUACAGGUCAUGUACGCGACCUCACUCGCCCAGCAAAAUCAGUUCAUCAACAACCAACAGUACCAACAGGAACAGGAAAACCAGGUCAUCUCGGUAGGCAACCGAGGUAGUGCCGGCGCCCAACAGGCUGCUCCAGCAGGUCCGGCUUUUGUCAUCGAGCAGGGUCUCGAGGCCGGCGGAGACGUUCAAACCGAACUUCGCGAUAGCACUGGAGUCCAACAGCAGAUCAUCAGCAACUUCAAACAGGAGAACCUUCAGCAGCAACAGCUUUUCGGAGGGUUCGGUAGCUUCCAGGGUGGAGCCGGUGCUCAGGCAACUGCCCAAUCCCAGACCGGUGGUUUCGGAAACUUCCAGGGUGCAGGUGCCCAGGCCAACGCUCAAGCCGGAGCUCAGCAGUUUGGUUCAUUCGGAAACUUCGCGGGAGCGCAGGCUUCAACCCAGUUUGGAGGUUUUGACAAUUUCCAGAACGACCUCGGCCAAGGACAAGGACAGGGUGGCAACUUCCAGCAGUUUGGUAUCGUGCAGCCUCGUAGUGGACAGCUGAACUGA
Molecule: messenger RNA, 1815 nt
Organism: Uranotaenia lowii
Lineage: Eukaryota; Metazoa; Arthropoda; Insecta; Diptera; Culicidae
Product: transcription elongation regulator 1-like
Exons: 2
Source: RefSeq, a predicted model, not a curated record